AUGGCCACCAAGCAGCGCCUCGAUGUUGGCCCGUACGCCGACGGCGACGCGGCGGACUUCGCCAAGUUCGUGCUGCGCCUCAACGCGUCCAUCGCCAUGAGCGAGAAGGAGCGCCUGCUGCACGAGAAGGCGGCGGUCCGGCGGCAGCGAAACGACCUCGUCGCCGCCGAGGCGGCGUCGCGCCUCGCGGAGCGCGAGCGCGGCAAGGCGGCGCGCGUCGUCAACGACGGCGAGCGCCGCAAGGCGCGCGAGGCCGCGGCGGCGCGGGAAGCGGCGGCGGCGGCGGCGGCGCGCGAGGCCGCGGCGGCGCGGGAAGCGGCGGAGGCGACCGCGGCGCGCGAGGCCGCGGAGGCCGAGGCGCGCGAGGACGCGGCGCUCGCGGCGGCGUCGCUGCGCGCGCGCGAGGCCGAGGCGGCGUCGCACCGGCGGAGCGCCGAGGACGCGCGCGCCGAGGCCGCGGCCGCGCGGCGCCGCGAGCGGGCGCUCGAGACCCGCCUCGCGGCGCUCGAAGCGCGGCUCGACGCGCCGCCGCCGGUCCCGGACCCGGUCCCCGCCGCGCCGCAACCGCUCGCGGACGAGGCGCGGCGCGCGCUGCGGCGCGUCCGCGCGGCGCUCUCGAUCGGCCCGCCGCGGCCCGCGUUCGAAGACGUCGCGAUCGACGCGGCCGAGCCGCCGCGGCUCGCCCCUCCCGCGCUCGCGGCCGACGCCGCGCCGGCGCCGGCCGUCGACGUCUCCGAGGUGCCCGCGGCGUUCACGGCGCUCGUCGCCGAGGCCGUCGAGGCGCGCGUCGCCGCGCGCGACGCCGCGCGAAGCCGAGCGUACGGCGCCGCGCUCGCGGCCCUCGAGAGCGAGUGCGCCGCGGCGCUCCGGGCCGUGCUCGCGCAGCGCGACCCGCUCGAGCGGCUCGACGGCCAGGCGAGCCGGGACCUCGCGGAGGCGGAGCGAAGCGCCGCGGAGCGGCUCCGAGACCGGGAACACGAGGCCGCGCUCGCCGACGCGAAAGCCGCGCGCGCCGCGGAGCUCGACGCGUUAAAGGCGAGCCACGACGCGGCCCUCGCCGCAGCGGCCCGCCACGCGAAGCGCCUCGAGGCGGAGCUCGCGACGACGCGCGACCUGCUCGCGACGACGGCCCUGUCGCGGGACCGGGCCGUGCGGGACCUCGAGGAGCGGGACGCGUCGACGCUCCAGGACCGGCGCGAGGACGCGCUCAUGGACGAGUCCGCGAAGCGCUUGGACGCGGAUUUGAGGUCCCAGGUCGACGCGCUCCGCCGGGAGCGCGACGAGGCGCGCCUGGCCGCCGCGCAGCAGAAGAAGAUCGCCGAGGUCGCGUCGUCGCGGCGCCGCGACCGCCUGCGGUCCAAGUCGCCGCGCGCGCGGCCGCCGGCGAAGCACGACAAGCACGACAAGCACGACUACGUCAAGGAGAACGCGCGGCACCACGCGCGGAAGCCACACAUCCACGACGUCGAGAGCCACCACCCUGGCACCGAGCGGUCCACGCCGCGCGGCACGUCGGCGUUCGCGGCGGCGGCGCACCGCCGGUCGUCGGACCCCUUCGUCUACGCGCGCCACGACUCGACGCCGGGCCCCGGCGCCUACGACCCCCACGCCAUCGAGGGCCACGCGCCGACGCCGGACCUCGCGGACCACCACCGCGACGACGCGUCGUUCACGAUGGAGGACGCGCGCGGGCCCGACGCGCCCGAGGCGGGCCACGAGGAGUACCACGACAUCGCCAACUACCUCCGCGCGCCGCCGCCGCCCGGUGGCUACCAGCAGCCUCCGCGCGGCUACCAGCAGCCGCAGCAGAUGCGCGCGGCGCCGCAGGGCUACGCGCCGCCGGGCGCGGCGCCUCAGGGCGGUUUCCAGGCCCCGCGGGCCAUGGCGCCUCAGGCCCCGCGCGGCUACGCGGCGCCGCAGUCGGCGCCGCAGGCCCCGCGCGGCUACGCGGCGCCGCAGUCGCAGCAGGCCCCGCGCGGCUACGCGCAGCCGCAGCAGGCGCAGGCGCCGCGCGGCUACGCGGCGCCGCAGGGCCAGCAGGCGCCGCGCGGCUACGCGGCGCCCCAGGCCCCGCGCGGCUACGCGGCGCCGCAGUCGGCGCCGCAGGCCCCGCGCGGCUACGCGGCGCCGCAGCAGGCGCAGGCGCCGCGCGGCUACGCGGCGCCGCCGGGCCAGGCGGCGCCCGCGGCGCCCCGGGGCUACGCGGCGCCCCGCGGCGCGCCGCAGACCGCGCCGCAGGGCGGCUUCCGGCCGCCCGCGGCGCCCGCGGCGCCCGCGGCGCCCGCGAAGCCGGCGUUCCAGGCGCCGAAGCCCAUGGCGCCGCCGGCGACGUACGCGGCCGGCGGCGCGGCGCCGCCGCGCGGCGCCGCGCCGGGCUCCUACGCGCCGCCCGGCGGCGCGCCGCCGGCGCCGCCGAAGACGUUCCAGGGCUACGCGCCGACGGGCGCCGCGCCGCCCGCGCAGCCGCCGACGGCCCAGUUCGGGUCCAUGUCGGUGGGCGGCGGCCCGCCGCCGCCCGGCGGCGGCGCGCCGCCGCCGCCCGGCGGCGCGCCGAAGCCGCCCCAGACGUUCCAGGGCUACAGCCCCGCGGGCGCCCAGCAGCCGCAGCAGGCCGCCGCGCCGCCCGGCCCGCCCGGCGCGCCGCAGCCGCCGCAGCCGCCCGCGUCGUCGCAGCAGUUCCAGGGCUUCCAGCCCGGCGCGGGCCAGCCGGCGCCCGGCGCGGCGCCCGGCGCGGCUACACCGGCGGCGCCCGUCGUCAUCGACGAGGCGGCCCAGUGCGACCCGCGCUUCAUGCGCUGCACGGUGGGCAAGCUCGCGAACAGCGCGCAGACGGCCGCCGCGUCGAAAGUCCCCAUCGGAAUCGUCUGCCAGCCCAUGGCGCUGGACACGGACCACGAGGCGCCGCUGGACGUGGUCAACUUCGGGUCCACGGGCAUCGUGCGCUGCAAGAAGUGCCGCGCCUACGUGAACCCCUUCGUGUCCUGGGUCAACAACGGCCGCCAGUGGCGCUGCAACGUCUGCGGCUUCGUGAACGACGUGCCCAACUCCUACUUCUGCCAGCUCGACCCGGAGACGGGCGAGCGCCGCGACAAGCAGCAGCGGCCCGAGCUCUGCAAGGGGUCCGUGGAGCUCGUGGCGCCCGGCGAGUACAUGGUGCGGCCGCCGCAGCCGCCGGUCUUCGUGUUCGUGAUCGACGUGUCCGCGGGCGCGGUGGCCACGGGCAUGCUCGGCGUCGUCGCGAAGACGAUCCGCGCGUCGCUGGACGGUCUGCCGGGCGCGCCGCGGACCCAGGUCGCCGUGAUCACCUUCGACGCGUCCGUCCACUUCUACAACCUGAAGGCGUCGCUGAGCCAGCCGCAGAUGGUCUGCGUGCCGGACCUGUCGGACCUGUUCGUGCCCCUGCCGGACGACCUGCUGGUGAAUUUGGCGGAGUCGCGGUCCGUGGUGGAAGCGCUGCUCGACGCGCUGCCGGCGAUGCACUCGGCGUCGUCGCCGUCGUCCGCGUCCGCGCUCGGGCCGGCGUUGACGGCCGCGUACCGCGUCAUGGGCCACGUCGGCGGCAAGCUCUGCGUCUUCCAGGCGGGCCUGCCGAACUGCGGCGAGGCGGCGCUCAAGAUGCGCGAGAACCCGCGGGUCUACGGCACGGAGGGCGAGCGCGCUUUGCUCCACGCGGAGCCGUCGGGGCCCGGCCCCGACGCGGUGUCGUGGUACGAGACCAAGGCCGUGGAAUUCAGCCGGCUCCAGAUCUGCGUCGAGCUCUUCGUCGCCGCCCACACCUACGCGGACGUGGCGACGCUGGGGCUCUUGCCCAAGAUCACGGCGGGCCAGCUCUACUUCUACCCGGGGUUCAAGGCGUCGCACGACGGCGAGAAGCUGGCCACGGAGCUCGCGCGCGCGCUCACGCGGCCCACGGGCUUCGAGGCCGUCAUGCGCGUGCGCUGCACGCGGGGCCUGCGCGUCGCGGCCUUCCGGGGCAACUACUACAUCCGGGGCCACGACCUGCUGGCUUUACCGAACUGCACGCCCGAGUCGGUCUUCGAUUUGGAGAUCGCGCACGACGACCAGCCGCUGACGGCGUCCGUGGCGUCCAUCCAGGCGUCCCUGCUCUACACGACGUCCUCGGGCGAGCGGCGCAUCCGCGUCCACACCAUGGUCGCGCCCGUGUCCGGCGACGUCGGCGCGAUCGCCGAGUCCGCGUCGGUGGACGCGUUGUGCAACGUCGUCGCGAAACGGGCCGUCGACGUGGCCCUCAAGCAGGGUUUGGAGGCGUCGCGCCAGAAGCUCCAGCAGCUCUGCGUGGACGUCGUCGGCGCCUGCCGCCACGCGGGGCAGCCCGGCGCCGCGGCGCCGGGCGCGGGGGGCAUGCCGUACGCGCGCCGGCCCGGCGCGCCGGCCGCGCCCGCGGCGCCCGGCCCCAACGGCCAGGCCCAGCCCCCGAAGCUGCCGGAGUCGCUCCAGCUCCUGCCGCUCUACACCAUGGCGCUCCUCAAGUCCGCGGCGUUCCGCGGCGGCGCGGACGUCCGCGCGGACGAGCGGUCGUACGUGCUCCAGAAGCUCGACAACAUGUCGCCGGACCAGACGCGCUACUUCGUCUACCCGCGGUUGUUCGCCCUGCACCAGCUCCCGGCGGAGGCGGGCAAGCGGAGCGCGGCCGCCUUCGCGUUCCCGCCGCCCGCGAACCUCUCCGCGGAGAGCGUGAGCAGCGACGGCGUCUACCUCCUCGACGACUCGCUCGCGCUCGCCGUCUGGGUCGGCGCCGCGGCGAACCCCCAAUUGCUCGAGGCGCUCUUCGCGCUGGACGAGGCGGGCGAUGUCGCGCUGAAGCCGGACCCGCGCGACGACUCGCUGCUCGGCCGCGCGUGGGGCAUCGUCGAGAAGCUCCGCGAGACGCGGCCGCCGACGCUCGCCAUCUCCGUCUGCCGCGAGGGCGACCCGACGAAGCAGCCCGCCUUCUUCCGCCACCUCGUCGAGGACCACGCCAACUUCGCCGGGGGCCAGUUCUCCUACCAGGAGUUCAUGGCCCACAUCCAGCGCCACGCCUAG
Molecule: messenger RNA, 5043 nt
Organism: Aureococcus anophagefferens
Lineage: Eukaryota; Pelagophyceae; Pelagomonadales; Pelagomonadaceae
Exons: 3
Coding region: 1-5043 (1680 amino acids)
Biological process (GO): endoplasmic reticulum to Golgi vesicle-mediated transport; COPII-coated vesicle cargo loading; intracellular protein transport
Cellular component (GO): COPII vesicle coat; endoplasmic reticulum exit site
Molecular function (GO): zinc ion binding; SNARE binding
Source: RefSeq, a predicted model, not a curated record